Dalotia coriaria is the source of this 1414-nucleotide messenger RNA. RefSeq names its product pancreas transcription factor 1 subunit alpha (gene Fer1). The transcript has 3 exons. Lineage: Eukaryota; Metazoa; Arthropoda; Insecta; Coleoptera; Staphylinidae. Gene Ontology annotation, molecular function: protein dimerization activity; RNA polymerase II transcription regulatory region sequence-specific DNA binding; DNA-binding transcription factor activity, RNA polymerase II-specific. Bases 401 to 1153 code for a protein of 250 amino acids. The record is from RefSeq and is a predicted model, not a curated record. Gene Ontology annotation, biological process: regulation of transcription by RNA polymerase II; developmental process.
UCAUCCUAGAACCGCAGUCGGACAUUGAAUCGCAACGGGAGUAACACCCAAAGUGGCAUUCAAAUCAUUAUUAAACAAUAAAACAAUCCAAUAUAAAAGACAUUGCAUUAUACUAACACAAUCACGAGUUAAGUGAAAACGUGUGCCACAUAUUAUACCACACGUGUCGGCACGUGCAGUGAACCACUACCAACGUUAAGAAGUGUGCGGCUCUUUUAUUAAAACAGAAGAAUUAAUUGUGUUUGCAUAACGUGCUCGCGUUAUUUGUGUAAUAAUGAACAAGUAGUACUGUUUAAUCUGAUAAUAUAACACGUGUUACCCACUUACCAAGUAGUUAAUUUAUAAAAAAAUAUAUAUAUAUAAAUUAUUUUGUAAAAAAAGUUAACGCACAUCACAAUAAAUGCUGGAUAUAAACGUGAACGAUCAUUUAAACGCUGCAUCGACAAUGUUCUCGAUGGAUAACCUCGACAUGGAGGUGAUGAAUCGACAGUUCUUCUUUGAGAGCAGUUCAUUUUUGAGCGGUGCGUCGGGAAAUAUUCAUGCUGGUGGCAGCGGUGGGACUGGUUCCACUACUGGGUCUACAAACAGCGGUGAUUUAUUCUUGUAUGAUGACAACAGUUGCGAUUCCAUUGGUUCCAACUAUAGUUAUAAUAGUGAUCAAGAAAAUAGUUCAGGAUCUAAAGACAACCGUGUGCAUCGUUAUCGCCGUCGCAAUAAAUGUCCCCAACAACAAAUUCAACAACGCCAAGCUGCAAAUCUACGAGAACGCAAAAGAAUGCAGAGUAUUAAUGACGCAUUCGAAGGAUUACGAGCACAUAUUCCAACAUUACCCUAUGAAAAACGUCUUUCUAAAGUUGAUACUCUAAAAUUGGCGAUUGGAUACAUCAAUUUUCUUAGUGAGUUGGUCCGCAGUGACCGCAACGGUAACACAGACUGCUUCAACGGCAUCAACCGAAACGUACCACGUGAUGAACCAAAGAAAAUCAUUUUAAGAGGUAUGAAUGGAAGUUACACAGCGCAUUCAUUGUCGUGGCAUCGCGACAAAGAUCCUAACCCAAAUGGAAUCAUGAUUGCUAAAGUGUGGACACCGGAAGACCCACGCACCAAAGGUGGUCAGACCAGUUCUAGUGCUUAUACUAAUCUUCAGGAGUAGUUUUAAUUAUUUUACAACAAAAGGUGAUCUUUGGAAAGCUGUAUAUACUGUAAAUGUAUUUAUUUAAAUUUAUCAGAUAGAAAUUAGAUAGUUAUUAGACCAUAUUUCUAACUUGAAUUAUCAAGUCUAGUCAAGUUACAGAUGUGAUUAAAUCUAGUCAAAGGUUUUAUUUCUGUGCAAUUACAAACAAAAUAGAUUCUUAUUUAUUUACAACCACUCACCACACAUGUAUGCAUAUAAUAAAUUGUAUUCAAACAUUGA